AUGAUUCAAGAUAAACCAGUCGGAAUUUAUGCUUCAGCUCUCCUUGCAGGUGCAAAUUUUGUAUUAGGAUCUGUUGUGAGUUCUCGUAGAAUGUCGUCCAGAAAAUCAAUAGGAUGUGAUGAAAAUGAUCCAAACAGUGCUUUGACUAAGGCCGUUCGGGCACAUGCCAAUCAUGCUGAAUAUACUCCAACUAUUAUUGCAUUGAUGUUAUUUAUUGAAUCAAAGGCAAUGUAUGCACCACAGGGAAGUGUAGAUAUCAAUGUUUUGCAUUGGUUGAGAUUUGGAAUGAUUGGAUAUGUGUUGGGAAGAAUUUCAAUUACUUGUGGAUUAAUGUCGAAAAAUUCAUUGAAUCAAGUUUCGCCAUUCAGAAGAUUGGGAGCUAUGAUGAAUUAUCUUUUUGGAAUUUUAUUGGCUGGUGGCAUUAUUUAUGUGCAAAAUUUUUCUUAUUAG
This is a messenger RNA of Naegleria gruberi, 450 nucleotides long. RefSeq lists its product as uncharacterized. Lineage: Eukaryota; Heterolobosea; Eutetramitea; Acrasida; Naegleriidae. The record is from RefSeq and is a predicted model, not a curated record. The transcript has a single exon. Gene Ontology annotation, cellular component: membrane. Bases 1 to 450 code for a protein of 149 amino acids.